Cuscuta epithymum is the source of this 915-nucleotide messenger RNA. The record is from the annotation of a GenBank genome assembly. NCBI's taxonomy places the organism in Eukaryota, Viridiplantae, Streptophyta, Magnoliopsida, Solanales, Convolvulaceae.
CUCAUCUUUACAGCCCUGACUCUUUUUUUUUUUUUUUGUAUCUCUCCACCAGCAUCAUCAACCUUCAUUAACCCCCUAUUCAUUUCUUUGUUUCUUUCAAUUCCACAUCCAUCUCCCACCUCUUUUAUUUCUCCAAUUUCUGGCUAAAUGAAGGACGUGGAUGGCGAUGAAACUGGUUUUGCUCAGCUUAUUCCCCCCACGAACUACAACCUUCGAUUUGGGGGUUCUGGAUGCUCGCACGUUCUUGCGGAAAGAGAGGAGAGCUUUCUCCAUCGAACUGUGUUGCUGUCCAAUUUUCUGGUGAAGGGGGUGUCGUCCGAUUUCGCCGUGAAGGAGGUGUCGUCCGAUUUCGCAGUGAACGAGGUGCUGUCCGAUUUCACCGUGAAGGAGUUGCCGUCCAAUUUCACUGUGAAGGAGAGUUUUUUUUAAUUGUUCUUUCCUUUGACUUUCAGUUUCAGAGAAGGACAAGAACACUUCAACGUCAAAGUCGGAAUCAUCAUCAACAAAUACACCCUUCGGUGAAAAUACUUUAGCACUGUAGCACUUUAUGUAUCCAGUACUUUUGUUUGUGUCCUGAAGGGUAAAACGGGAAACUCAAACCCUCUGUCCAUGUUUCUUAUUUUCUGCGCCCAAGGGAGUGUUGCAUUUAAUACCGAACAGAGGAAGUAUUUGACAGUGUGUAAAUGAAAAUGGGCAAAGAGAUGUGUGACAUAUUCUUAUUGGGAAAGAAACAUACCUUGAAAAUUUUGAAUGGAUUGAACACCAAGAAAAUAGUGUACAUCCCCCGGGUCUUUCAUAGAAAAAUGUCUAACAAUAGUCAGAAUAAAACAGUGGACUUGAUAGGCACUAGUUAUUAGUGCUUAAGUGUACAUUUUUAUUAUCAUUUGUAAUAUUUAUUUACUAGUAUUAUGCAAG